This is a messenger RNA of Osmerus eperlanus (European smelt), 4345 nucleotides long. Its product is annotated as GTPase IMAP family member 8. The transcript has 5 exons. NCBI's taxonomy places the organism in Eukaryota, Metazoa, Chordata, Actinopteri, Osmeriformes, Osmeridae. The record is from RefSeq and is a predicted model, not a curated record. Bases 1207 to 4104 code for a protein of 965 amino acids. Gene Ontology annotation, molecular function: GTP binding.
GGUCGUCGGUCAGCCAACGCUGGACCUGGUCGCGAGUCUCCCGGUCCUGUCCUACAUCUAUAAAGUUGAACAAUGGAUUUUGGUGUUUCAAAACCCAUCGACACUGUAUGACUAUGUUUAGCCUGUGUUCUGCUCCUCUCUCUCACCAACCGUCUCUGGAGGAGGGGAUCCCUCUCUGAAUUGCUCCUCCCAAGGUUUCUUCCAUUUUUUUCUCCUGUUAAGAGUUUUUUGGGAGUUUUUCCUUGUCUUCCUUGAGGGUUUAGGUUGGUUGAGGGGCAGUUCUAAGGGCGUAUGUGAAGCCCUCUGUGACAUGCUUGCGUGUAAAAAGGGCUAUACAAAUAAAUUUGAUUUGAUUUACAGUGGGGUCACAUAUUCUGACGGCUGUCAGAUAUGGUGACCUCUGUGGUACUGGCUCUAUGAUGACUCCAAAUAAGAAAACGUGUCCAGAUGAGUGUGAAGGGAUGACAUAACUACCCCAAACAAUAUUUUGAAGUUAUUAUUAAUAACUUCAAAUUAGUUAUUAUUAGUAUGAAUGUUUAAGCCGUUUGCGUAGACGCUCUUCUUCGUCCUCCAUUGUCUACCAGGCACGGGCAGACGAUGUGCAGCAGCGCCCUCUGCGGUCAGUUUCUGAUGGGUCACAGCUUUCGGUGCAACACUGGAAAUACGCAUCACUGUCCUGUGCAUAUAGCCAAUUGUUAGCUCUAUUCGAAUAAUCGAACCAUUUUUCUGAGAUGAAAGUUAUGCAAUGUUGAUUGUGAAGAGCGUCUGCUAAAUGACAAAAAAAAAAAAGACUACAUUUAAUAUUUUUUGAUAAAAUAAAAAAUAUAAAUAAAGCGCAAGGAGAAACUUCCAUCCCAAGUUACUUUCCUUUCCUACACUUCCCUAUGUUGUUAUAAAUAUAACUGCUGACUCAGAGGGGAUUAUAAUUCCUGUGUUAAAGAUACUGCAAUAAACGGAUUGCUUCUUGUGUAUAAUAGCUGAUUGCUGUCGACCUUCAGACUCAUUAAAUCAUAAAUGUCAGAAGACGCCCCGAAGUUAGCUCAUUUGCAGACUUACAGCAACUUGAUGAGGAAUGUUUGUGUUAAGGACUCAUAGGGCAGGACAAUGGAAAAAUAUUUGCUGUUUGGUUUUCUUCAUACGUUUGGACUACAUUUGACAAGCAUUUUAUUUUACUACAGAAAACUCGUCACAGAUUAGAAAAGAAACAUGACAACUGGAGAAAUGUCAGCGAGCUGUGGGUCCAAGGCACUAUUGAAUGUAGUCCUUGUUGGUGGUAGAAACUCAGGGAAGAGCUCAGUGGGGAACAUGAUCUUGGGCAGGGAGGAGUUUGUCACCAAAGAGAGAACUACAUGUUCCAGAAGACUAGGGGAGGUGGCAGGGUGGUGGGUGACCGUGGUGGACACACCUGGCUGGUGGUGUGACUUCACUGCUCAGGACACCCCGCGCCUGGUCAAGACGGAGAUAUCCCGAAGUAUCUCUCUGUGCCUCCCAGGACCUCAUGUUUUCCUGAUCGUUGUCAAGGCAAGGUCAGCGUUCUCCGAGAAGCGCCGCAGGGCUGUGGAGGAACAUCUCGCCCUCUUUGGUGAGAAGGUGUGGAGCCACUGUCUAGUCCUUUUCACCUUCAGUGACUGGUCAAAGAACCCCACGGUGGAACAGCACAUCACGACAGGGGGAAGGAAUCUCCAGUGGCUCAGGGAACAAUGCAACCACAGGUAUCAUAGCGUCAACUUCAAAAGUCAACCUGGUGGUGCUCAGAUCACAGAGCUGUUUGAGAAAAUGGAGAGGCUGGUGGUAGAAAAUGGAAGAAGGCAUUUUGAAAUGGAGGGGCCGAUCUUGCUGGAGGCGGAGGAAAGAAAGAGGAAAAUGGAGCAUUUGGCUCAAAAGAGAUUUAUGAUGAUGAAGAGACAGAGGACUCUUCACCAGGGGGAGUGUCAGCGUCUCUCUGAGGUUAGACUGGUGCUUCUGGGUGCCCGGGGAUCUGGGAAGAGCUCGACAGGAAACACAAUCAUGGGCGGAGGAGGAAGUCUCCAGGUCAGGAGAACAGCCCAGUGUGAGACGAGGUCCGGGAGUGUUUCCGGGAGACAUGUCUCUGUGGUGGACACGCCAGGCUGGUGGAUGAACUACUUCACUGAGGAUAGUCCUGCUUUCGACCAGCGGGAGGUGGUGCGGAGUGUCUCCACCUGUCCGCCUGGACCCCACGCUGUGCUGCUUGUGGUGCGGGUGGACAGGGCCUUCACGGAGACCUACAGGAGAGCUGUUCAGGAACACCUGGAGCUCUUCACCGAGAAGCUCUGGGAUCACCUCAUGGUGGUUUUCAGCUUUGGGGAUUGGCUGGGAGAGACGACUAUUGAGCAGUACAUAGAAAGUGAGGGAGAGGCUCUGCGGUGGCUGGUCGAGAAGUGUGAUAACAGGUAUCACAUUCUGAACAAUAAAAGCAAUGGAAAUGGAUUUCAGGUCACAGAACUGUUGCAAAAAAUUGAGGAGAUGGUGGCCACCAACCGUGGGGGUCACUACGAGUUUGAGCGGGAGGUUUUGCAGGUGUUGAAAGAGAGGAUGGAGACCGAGGAGGAUAGAGCAGCUCAGAGACUGAUAAGGACACAGACGCAAAGGACCCACGCCAGGUCUUUAAUGGGGGAGCUUCAUUUUCCCUCAGAGCUGAGACUAGUAUUGAUGGGGGCCAGAAACGCUGGGAAGAGCUCAGCUGGCAACACCAUACUGGGCAGAGAGCAGUUUGAUGUGGGUUUCCAAACCACUGGCUGCGCUGAGGGCCACCGCCGUAUUAGGGGUCAAAGUGUGACCGUGUUGGACACACCAGGCUGUCUUUCUGCCGGCCCUGACUUCCUAGUGUCUUCUCCAGCCUACGGAGCAACAGUUCUCCUCGUGGUCGUCAACAUGAGCUCAUCGUUCACCUUGUCUCAAUGGAAAACCACAGAGAAACACCUCGAACAGUUUGGAGAGAGAGUGCGUAGCCGAGCUGUAGUCGUGUUUACUUUCGGGGACUGGCUGGGGGACACGAUCAUUGAGCAGCGUAUCGAGAGUGAGGGGGAAGGUCUCCAGAGGCUUGUGGACAUGUGCAGGAACAGAUACCAUGUGCUGGACAAUAAGAACUGGGGAACCGGUGACCAAGUCAGGGAUCUUUUGAAUAAGAUAGAUGAGAUGUUGGCGGAGGAGAGGCUGGAGGUUCUUCAGAGGGGAGAUCAGAUGAACCAGAGCAUCCCAGUGAUGCAAGACCCACAGUCAAUGUCAAAACAACGGAAGGUGGUGGAUGUGCCAAUGAUCAACACAGAUGGUUUCCCUUCUGACUUGUGUGCGGUGUCCAGUUCAGAGGUCCUUGCCCCUCCAGUGCAGUCAGAGGUGCACGUUUUGGGUGACCAGGAGGUAGCCCUGAUUGGGGCCACAGGAGGGAUGCCUGGAGCAGAUCUUUCUCUCCUAGACAGAGAGGGCCACCUGUCCGGCCUGGACUCUCUGCUCCAGGGACGUGAGAGUCUGAGAUGGAGAACCACAGGCAGACAGACCCUAGUAGUGAACCUCCCUGACUGGCACCAUUCUGUUUAUUCUCACCUCUACCUGAGCAAGAACGGUAAAAUCCCAACGAGCCCAUUCUCACCAGGACAGCAGUCUCUCGUGGUGGUGAUACCAAUGGAGAAGCUGCGAGCUGAAGACAAGAUGCUGUUGGAGAGGAACGAGGAUGUCGUGGAUGUGCGCUCCUUGAAUCACCCUCGAUUCAGAGACAGGGCCAUCAGGGAGAUGGUCCAAUCUGGAGGCAUUCAGGCCCUCAUCGACCAGUGGGGGAACAGUAACCUGGAGGAACUGGAAUCCUUCAUUGACUCAUACUUUGAGAUGGUGUUGGAGGAGACCAUGAAGACUGCGAUAGCGGAAGACUGUGCCCCUGACGACUGCUCGGGGUGGAGCGACGCCGUCGAGGAACCUGAAGCGGAGGUCCUGUCAUCCAUCGACAGGAAGCUGUCCAAGUUGGACAUCCUUGAGGACAUGCAACGAGACCUCAUGGAGCUGAAGCAGAGUCUGGAGAGGAGCUGGAAGAUCAUACAGCAGCUCUGUGACGGCAGGGCUGCGGCCCAGGAUCCAGCCUCACAGGGAAAGUAGUGUGUAGAGUACAUUAUGUACAUUGUGACCAAAGGCAUUUACCUGUAUCUAAUAUCUCCGGUUUUCAAGAACCGUACCAUAUGUUGAAAAGUUAAAUCAAAAAGACUGAGUGGUUGACUUGCACAGGAGAAGUAGUGUGCCAUAAUCAUCUGUGACUAUGAUCAUCUGUCUCCACUAGGGGGAGCUCUCUGACAAGAUAAUCCUAUAAUCUCUGUCAUCACAGUGGCACGAAUAAACUAAA